CCAAAGUGACAAUAUUAUUCAUUUUUUAUUUAUUUUUUGCAUUUUAUUAUUAUUAUUCUUAUUUUGGGUUUUGACUUGAGAGAGAGAAACCUUGUGCUCUGCCUCCCUUCUACUGUCAUUUUCCGAUAUAUACUCUCCAGAAAAGAGAUACAGCCACCACCCAACUCUCUCUCUCUUUCUCUUUUCUUUUCCUUUCCUUUCCUUUCCAUGACUUUCUUUCUUUUUUUUUAAAAAAAUUAUUUAUUUUUUUCUUUUUUGUUUCUUCUUCCACUGCUGCUAAAUUAACAAACCCACACAUCUUUACUAACUUGGUUUUCUUUUUUUCUCUCGUGAGCAUGUCUGUUUGUUCCAUAAGAUAUUAUUUUCUUUUUUUUUUUUUUUCCCUCUCUAUCUUUCUCUCCCUUUUGAGUUUCUUUUUUUUUUUUUUUUUUUCCUCUCUCCCUCUAUCCUUCUUCUCUAACCCCAUAUAUACCAACUUGUAUGCUCUUUCCAUAGCUUUCUAAAUAUUCCUUUGCUUCAAACAAACCCCAAAUUCACUCAACUCAAAAAAAGAAAGAAAAAAAAAAAACCCACUUAUAAUUUUCUUUCUUUUAAUUUGUUUGGCAAAGAAUCCCUAGAAAAAUAGAGAAAAAAAAAAUGCCCUUGGAAGGGAAUUUCAUUGAACCAUCUUCAACACCACUUCCUGAUCUUUCACUCCACAUUAGUCUUCCACCUAAUUCAUGUUCUUCCUCCACAAAAAUCUGUAACAACAACUCCAUUAACAACACACCUCCAGAUAAUACACCAACAACAACAGCAACAGCAACAAGAAGCAGCUGUUUCGAUCUUCCGAGCCGAAGAAGAGAACAAACCAAUAAUUAUUCUUCAUCAAGAACUGAUUCUCAAGCACAUGUUGAGCUUUCUUUAGGAAGAAGCUUCGCCGACAUCGGAGCCGAAGAAGAAUCGUCAAGAAAUCGAUAUCAACUACAACAACAAUAUCAUCAUCACAUAAAUCGAGUUGGCGGCCUUUCGGUUAUGGAUGUUUCAUCAUCAGAAGCGGCUGCUUUGAGACCGAUCAAAGGGAUUCCAGUGUAUCACAACCGUUCAUUUCCCUUCUUGCCUAGUAGUGCUACUAUUACGGACAGUACAAGAGACAAAGAUCCCAAGAUGUGUUUCUACCAAUUUCCUUCUUAUCCUUCUACUUGCUCUUCUUCUUCUUCACCUAAUUAUUUGGAUCCCAUGUCGAUUUUGAACUCGACGGCGGGCCCGAAUGGGUCUUCGUCAACGAUGGCCGCAGCGGCUGCUUACCACCGUUUAUCAGCAGGUGCAAGAUUUAAUGGAGAUUCUUUCAAAUCUCAUCAGCAAUUGCACCAUAGUCAUCACCACCACCACCAUAACCAGUUUGGAGUCGGAGUCGGCGUCGGAGUUGGAAUCGGUCCGUCUGAGGGUUCUCAAGGAAUGAUGAGAGCUAGAUUUAUGCCGAAGCUCCCAACAAAGAGAAGUAUGAGAGCACCAAGAAUGAGAUGGACUAGUACUCUCCAUGCUCGAUUUGUUCAUGCUGUUGAGCUUCUUGGUGGCCAUGAAAGAGCUACUCCAAAAUCAGUUCUUGAGCUCAUGGAUGUUAAAGAUCUAACACUAGCUCAUGUCAAAAGCCAUUUACAGAUGUAUCGAACUGUUAAGACCACUGACAAACCUGCAGCUUCUUCAGGGCUAUCUGAUGGAUCUGGAGAAGAAGAUGUAUCACCAAUGGGUAGUGGGAGUGAUCAUCGUGGUGUACGUAGUCAAUUUUUGGAGCAAAGAGGACCGUCCGAUCUGUCUACUACUUCUCAACAGGAUAUUGACUACCAAUCCACUACUCUGUGGAGUAAUUCUUCAAGUGGUAGAGAAGCCUGGCCGCAGACUAACUCUAGGGAUGUCGAUGGACUAAAACCAGCAUCCCCUCAACCACAGCAAAGAUCUGGCCACAAAUUUCAGGAAUGCGAUUCAACUCGAUUGAAGACCUACUUGGGGAUAAAUUUUGAAGGCAAAAACCCAAGCUUGGAGUUCACCUUAGGCAGACCAGGAUGGCAGGGCAAAGAACUUGACUAAUUCUAGAUCUCAUCUUUUUAUUUUUCUUUUUUCCCCCUUUCUCAGGUUUGUCUUUUUUUUUUUUAAUUAUUAUUUUAUAAUUUACAUUCCUUGCCUGGUUUCAUUUUGUCAUGGUGAUAAGAAGAGUUAUAGAUUAAUAGAAGGGUAUGCUUUUUUGUGAGAGGAAAGCCAUAGUUUGUGGCUAAGCCCAAGUGAAGUCUUAAUUCGAAGAGACACGCACAGCUAUUUUUGGGUUGUUUUUUACUUGCUAAAGCUAGCUACAGGUGUUUGUUGUGAUUGUAGACUUUGGAAAAUUGGAAAAAGAAAAAGAAAUUGAUGAAAAGGGGAGGAGAUUUUUACAUAUAUAAUAAUAUAUGGUGUUGAAUUCCCCUCCAACUUUUUAAGACUGUUCCUGUAUGCUUCAUCAUGAAGGGUUUUUUUCCCUUCAUUACGUGGUGUUUGCUUCACCACGUAACCAAUCUUUUGUUUCUUUUCUUUUUUCUUUCAUUAAUAUAUACUUUUCAAUUUGAACUAUCAGAAAGAAGACCGUCUAGAAGGAAAAUAGCCUACGGAAACACAAUUUAUUUAUUAUUAUUAUUAUUAUUUC
Molecule: messenger RNA, 2653 nt
Organism: Ziziphus jujuba (common jujube)
Lineage: Eukaryota; Viridiplantae; Streptophyta; Magnoliopsida; Rosales; Rhamnaceae
Product: transcription repressor KAN1
Exons: 6
Coding region: 637-2067 (476 amino acids)
Biological process (GO): regulation of DNA-templated transcription; abaxial cell fate specification
Cellular component (GO): nucleus
Molecular function (GO): transcription cis-regulatory region binding
Source: RefSeq, a predicted model, not a curated record